GUCUCCCGGCUCGUGCGUGGCCGGCGCGCGCUCCUGCCUCUUCCCCCUGCCUCCGAGCCCCUCUCCCCCUUGACCAUCAAAGUUUUUUUCUCCCCACCCCCUCCCUCGCCGCUUUCCCUACUGCUCCUGCGCCUUUCCGUCCGCCUCCUCCUCAGACCCAAUUGCCGUGCAGGGCUGGCCGGAGGAGCCCCUCCGCCUCCCGGUGAGAAGCGACUCCGGCGCUUCCCUCAGCCCAGGUGGCGCCCAAGGGGGCGGGCGCGAGAGGACGGAGGGCGUCGUGGACUUUCUCCGGCAGAAGGAGAAGCCGGCGGUGGAGCGGAGGCGGCCGGCCGAUUGGACUCGGAAGGGAUGAACAGCCAGCGCGUGGCGGCUCCGGCUCCACCGAGGGAGGCAUCACCCUUUGUUGGCUUGCUCCAAAUGUGAUUGCUGAUGCCAAGUGAUAUGAAAGAUACUGUCAAGAAGGGUGUCUAAGAAGUGAGCAGAUGUCUUUUGGUGCAUACAUGCAAAGGUGAUAAAGCAAACAGCCAGCAACCCAGGAUACAAAAUCUUUCCUCUAUAGGAAACUCUUGUACAAACAAGGAAAGGCAGCUGCCUCCACCUAAGAGUAAAAAGAUUUUAUCUGGAACUUGUGACAAUGGGAAAUAAACUGAAAAGAUGCCCUCUUACAAUGAAUUACUACGCAGCACCACAUCUCCAGCUUUUCGGGGCUGUGUUCUCAGAGGAGUGAGCAGAAUUUAGGCCCUCUCAACUAAAAUGGACCAAAGGUUUCUUCACAGACUCACCAAAUCGUCUGCUGCAACCUACAAAAAUGGGAGUGAACUGAAGACCAACAAAUAAAAAUGCUGUACAGAACUUUGAUGAAGAAAUGCAAAUAAGAAUGCCUCUGAUUGCAGUGAAACAACAUACUCUUAGAGGGGAUGAAGAGUCCCUAAAGAGUUCAGAUCUGCCUUGACUGAAGCGUGACAUAAAAUGUUACAGCAGCUUUGUUUCUCAAAAUGGUUAGCAAUAGGGAUUACGGUUUCCGUUGUCUUCAUGGAGUGUUUGGCCCAGAAUGAUGAUGACUGGCAAUAUGAGGACUGCAAGUUGGCCAGAACAGGGCCUCCAGCAACUAUAGUUGCAAUUGAUGAAGAAAGUCGAAAUGGUACUAUCCUGGUAGACAACAUGUUGAUCAAAGGUACAGCAAGAGGACCCGAUCCCACUAUUGAACUCACACUGAAGGACAAUGUAGACUACUGGGUUAUCUUAGACCCUAUCAAUCAGAGGCUUUUCCUAAACAGUACUGGACGAAUUCUGGACAGAGAUCCACCAAUGUCCAUUCAGUCUAUUGUGGUCCAAGUCCAGUGCAUUAACAGAAAAGUAGGAACUAUUAUCUACCAUGAAGUUCGGAUUGUGGUGAGGGACAGAAAUGAUAACUCUCCCCAGUUCCAGCAGCAGCAGUACUAUGUAGCAGUAAACGAGUUAACACCAGUUGGAACCACCAUCUUUACAGGAUUCUCUGGAAACAACGGUGCCACAGACAUAGAUGACGGUCCCAAUGGCCAGAUAGAGUAUGUCAUCCAAUACAAUCCCGAUGACCCAACAUCAAAUGGGACUUUUGACAUUCCUCUUACACUGUCUGGAGCAGUAGUUUUGCGCGAAAGGUUGAAUUACGAAGAAAAGACCCGUUACUUAGUCAUUGUCCAAGCAAAUGACCGGGCUCAAAAUCUCAUUGAACGAAGAACAAGUACAACCACCCUCACUGUUGAUGUUCUUGAUGGGGAUGACCUUGGACCCAUGUUCCUUCCAUGUAUACUAGUUUACAAUACACGGGACUGUCGGCCACUCAAAUACCAAGCAAGUUUGCCAGAGCUUACUGCUCCCGCUCGUGUAAACCCGAUCAAUGUCAUACCGCCUAUACAAGCUAUAGAUCAGGACCGAAACAUCCAGCCUCCAUCUGACCGGCCAGGGAUUCUCUAUUUCAUCUUAGUUGGGACUCCUGAGGAUUAUUCACAGUAUUUCAGUAUGAAUGCGACAACAGCUGAGCUCAGCCUGCUCAAGCCAAUAAACAGGGAUUUUCACCAAAAAUUCGAUUUGGUUGUUAAGGCAGAACAGGAUAAUGGCCAUCCUCUUCCUGCUUUUGCCAACCUACACAUUGAAGUUCUGGAUGAAAACAAUCAGUACCCUUACUUCACAGAAUCUAUGUAUGAGGGCUUUAUUCUCGAGUCCUCCCCUGUAGGUACGACUAUCGCUGAUAACAAGAAUUUGACAUCUGCUCUGCAAAUCAUAGCUUUGGAUAACGACAUAGAAGAGACAAAGGAUCCCGAGCUCCAUCUUUUUCUAAAUGACUACAGUACAUUUUUCACUGUGACUCAGACUGGCAUAACACGCUACCUCACCUUGCUUCAGCCAGUUGACAGGGAACUCCAACAGCUAUACACCUUUUCGAUGACAGCUUCUGAUGGUGUGCAAGAAAGUCCACCAGUCACAGUGAAUAUUGUUGUGAUCGAUGCAAAUGAUAACACUCCAACCUUCUCCAACAUAUCAUACAAUGUCAAGAUUUACACAGACAUGAGGCCUGGAGAAAGUGUCAUCAAGCUCACUGCCAUGGAUGCAGAUGAAGGGACGAAUGGGCAAAUUAUAUAUGAAAUCCUGACUGGGGAUCAGGGCGACUUCAUAAUCAAUGAACAAACAGGCCUUGUCACCAUUGCAUCCGGAGUUGUAUUGUCAGUAGGGCGUUCUUAUGCCCUCACUGUCAGAGCAUCUGACAGUGCUCCACGUGCACAGAGAAGGAGCUCCAUCACUACUGUUUACAUUGAGGUCCUUCCUCCAAACAAUCAGAGCCCACCUCGGUUCCCCCAGCAGAUGUACAGUCUUGAGAUCAGUGAGGCUAUGAGAAUUGGUGCCAUUUUGCUAAAUUUGCAGGCAAAUGACCGAGAGGGUGACCCUAUAACAUACAUCAUCCAGAAUGGAGAUCCCCAGCAAGUUUUUAACCUUUCUCGAACAUCGGGGCUGCUAGCCUUAGGAAAACCUUUAGACAGAGAAAGCACUGAUCGCUACAUUUUGAUUGUUACAGCCUCAGAUGGCCGACCAGAUGGGACAUCAACUGCUACAGUGAAUAUAGUCGUAACAGAUGUAAAUGAUAAUGGGCCAGUCUUUGAUCCUUUUCUUCCUAAGAAUCUAACAGUACAAGAAGAGGAAGCCAAUGCAUAUAUCGGUCAAAUGAGGGCUACAGACCCUGAUGCUGGAAUCAAUGGUCAAGUCCGCUACAGUUUGGCAAAUUUUAACCAUCUUUUCCGCAUCACAUCUAAUGGCAGUAUUUAUACAUCGGUGAAGCUAAACAGAGAGAAAAAGGACUACUACGAACUCAUUGUCGAAGCAACAGAUGGAGCUGUAGAUGCCCGUCGUACAACAUUAACUCUGGGUAUCAAAGUCCUAGAUAUAGAUGACAAUAGUCCAGUUUUUACCAAUGCAUCCUAUACAGUGUCUAUUCCUGAAAACAUGCCCCUGGGCACAGUCUUCCUACGUUUAGAGGCUAAAGAUGUUGACCUUGGGUCAAAUAUUACUUUUGGAAUAAGAACCCAAGAAGCACGGCAAUUUUUUUCCUUGAACAAGUUUACUGGGGAACUGUCACUUCUAAAGUCCUUGGAUUUUGAAUCAUUUGCUGGCACAGAUGCAACGUUCACAUUUUUAGUGGAGGCCUUUGACAUGGGGGGAACAAUGCCUCCGGGUCUUGCUACAGUGACAGUGAGAAUAAGGGAUAUGAAUGAUUACUCCCCAGUAUUUAGCAAACAUCUGUACAGGGGAAUGGUUGCUCCUGAUGCAAUCAAGGGCACUGUUAUCACAACGGUUUCAGCAGUGGAUCAGGACCCUCCGGGGACACCAGCAAGUCUAGUGAGGUAUAAAGUCGACGUUGUCCAGUUUCCUUACAGUGCAAGUAUCUUUGAUGUUGAAGAAGAUUCUGGGCGUGUAGUAACUCGUGUGAACCUUAAUGAAGAGCCCAGCAUGUUAUUUAAGCUUGUAGUCAUUGCCUACGAUGAUGGCGACCCUGUGAAGUUCAACACCACCACUGUAGAAAUUUCUGUCUUGCAGCCCUCAGUAAUUCCACGGUUUACCCAAGAUGAAUACAGGGCCCCUCCUGUGAAUGAAGGUGCACCCAAAGGAACUCAGGUGGUUGUAAUAACUGCUGCGGCCUUGAAUCAAACAAUUAUCUAUUCCAUUGUUUCAGGAAAUGAAGAUGGUGCAUUUGCCAUUAAUAACAGGACAGGUGUCAUCUUCAUAAAUAAAUCUCUGGACUAUGAAACUGUGAAAAAUUAUGUGCUCCGUGUGCAAGCAGAUUCACUUCAAGUGGUUCGGUCCAAUUUGCCUGUGCCAUCUAAAAGCAAUACCGCCAAGGUUAUCAUUGAAGUUCAGGAUGAUAAUGACCAUGCUCCUGUCUUCACAAGAAAACUCUACAUAGGAGGUGUCUCUGAAGAUAAUAGAAUGUUUGCCUCUGUGAUGAAAGUGAAGGCUAAUGAUAGAGACACUGGUAACUACAGCGCUAUGCAGUAUAGACUCAUCAUCCCGCCAAUCAAGGAUGGCAAGGAGGGCUUUGUGAUUGAGCCUUACACAGGGACUAUCAAGACAGCCAUGCUCUUCAAAAACAUGAGGCGGUCUUAUUUCAAAUUUCAAGUCAUUGCAACUGACAACUAUGGGAAAGGACUGAGUAGCAAAUCAGAUGUUCUGGUCUCUGUCGUCAACCAGUUGGAUAUGCAGGUUAUUGUCUCAAAUGUUCCUCCUACCCUUGUGGAACAAAGCAAGGAUCAACUGAUAGGGAUUUUGGAACGCUAUGUUCAAGACCAGAUUCCUGGUGCAAAAGUUGUGGUAGAAUCCAUUGGUGCUCGUAGACAUGGAGAUGGCUACUCAGAAGAAGAUUAUUCAAAAUCAGAUCUUAUGGUCUAUGCCAUUGAUCCUCUAACGAACCGUGCUAUACUGAGAAAUGAGCUUUUCAAAUUUUUAGAUGGCAAACUUCUGGAUAUCAAUAAAGAGUUUCAGCCAUACUAUGGGGAAGGAGGACGCAUUUUGGAAAUCCGCACUCCAGAUGUGGUGGCCAAUGUGAAGAAGCAGGCACAAGCUGUAGGCUACACGGAAGGGGCAUUGCUGGCUCUGGCUGUCAUCAUCAUCCUUUGUUGUUUGCCUGCUAUUUUAAUAGUCAUGGUCAGCUACAGGCAAUUUAAAGAGAGGCAAGCUGAAUGUGCAAAGACAGCUCGAAUCCAGAUGGCCUUACCAGCUGGCAAGCCGGCAAGCACUCCUGCCACUAAUCUGUAUGAAGAACUCGGCGACAGUACCAUGCGAGGCUAUGCACAGCAAGAGCAACAGCAACUGCUAAGACCUGCUCUUCUCCGACCAGAGGAACUCUCUAUGGAAUCUGGUAUAGACCCUGGCCAAGAGUACUAUGGACAAGAUUACUACAGUUAUGAACAUGGGUACGAAUUGCCUCAAUAUGGAAGUCGUCGCCGUUUGUUGUCUCCUUCUGGGAUGUAUGAUGAAUAUGGUGAAGUGGUCAUGGAGAGCGAUGGUGGUUUCUAUUACAGUCCACAAGGACCAGAAGCUGAGUGGGCCAGAAAGAAAAGAAUCAAGUUAGUAGUUGAUCCAGAAUAUGAGACCAGCUCUACUGGAGAAGACAGUGCUCCAGAAAGCCAGAAGAAUCGUCUCAGCAACCCCAACAUUCAAACCAAUAUCAAUGGCAAUAUCUACAUAGCCCAAAAUGGAUCAGUUAUUAGAACCCGGCGAAGUUGCCUCUCAAACAGUUUAAAGGUCACAUCCCCUGUGAGGCUGGGGAAACAUUUCAAGAAACUGGAUAAGCUAGCAGUGACACAUGAAGAGAAUGUCCCAUUGAACACAUUUUCAACAGGGGCAUCUAGUGACAAACUAAACACAAGACCAUGCAGUGUUUCCUUUGCAUCCUCUGCUAUAGACCCUGACAACAUGGCAUCAAAGCCAGGGGGCAACCGAUUGAAAAGCACAGAAGAGCAAGAGUCUGUUGUUGAUAAUGAGGAUAUCAAGGAGCCUUUGGAAUUACCCAGCGACCACACACAGUCCGAUGAUGAGGAACUCUGGAUGGGUCCUUGGAAUAACCUUCACAUACCAAUGACAAAACUGUGACCUCUCUUUUCCAUUUUGAUUUUUACUUCCAUUUAUAAUAAAGUACGCUUUUUAUCGCCACCGAAGAAACCGUAUGAACUUUGUACUGUGCACAUAAGUUAUAUACUUUCAACAAAAUGCUUUAAAAGUAAAACAAAACAAAAAAUAACCCAGAGAAUUUGCACUCACAUUUGUACCAAUUAAUUGUUCUUCCCAACAACUCUUUUUGACAGAUUCAGAAUUCACUUAACAAGUAUUCAUUAAAAUGGACUAGUUUUGUUGGCUUUGGAGUUAUUGCUUAAUAAUCAUCAAACCACUACUUAAAAUGCACAGGAAUUGCUUUUUCAGUGUUUGCAGCAGAAAAGGCAGCAUUGAAUUCAUUUGGCUUGCUUAUCUGUAUAGCACUGCCCCUUUAGCUAGUGCUAUUUCAACCCACAGACAUUAACAUAGUUGUCCUGCUGAUAAGACCUAUACAACUUGAUGUUUCUGAUCUAAGUUCUUUUCAGGCUCUGAUCCAGCCUGCCACCCAUGGUUGCUAAAUCCGGUGGCUGCACCUGCACAAAGCCAACCUAUUUUGGGUGAACCGAAGGCUAGUUUUGGCCUUGUGAAUGUUUAAUCUUCAUUAGAAGACUACACAUUAUGGUGGGGAGUCACCAACUGCCUUGGAAAUCAGUUCAGUUUUUUAAAUGUGCCUUAGAUACAAGAAUUUAUCAAAUUUAAAAUCUUGUAGGCAUCGGCUCUUGCUAUGCCUUCAUCUUUAAUCUUAAAAGAGCCAUCUGUUUCAUUACUAAUACUCCCUCCACCAAGUGGCUUAAUCAAACAUUGUGUUUGAAACAUUCAUAUUCACUUCUUAAGAUCCUUUACUGGGCUUAGAUAAAUGUUUAUAGCUCAUCUUUGUAUUCCCUCCAGUUUGUAAUUACUUGUAAACACGUUGUUGCUGCUAAUCAUUCUAUUAUUAAGGAUCAUGUCAGAAAUUCCUAAAAUGACCACUAAGAGUUUCUAGUGCACUUCUCAUGAUCCAUUUGACAGGAUGAGAGAUAUUCUUCAUCAUACUUGUGGCUGAGAACAAUGCCUUGUAUUUACUGCACUUCUAAAAGUGAGGUGAUUGGUGCAUUUGCCAACUAGCCAGUAUUUUAUGAGUCUUAACUAAUAAAGCUGGUUGUCUACCAAAUAACCAGAGUUGGGGUCUGUAAAGCUAGUACAUUCUAGAUCCUUCCAGAUUCCACCCACUAUUCAGCAUAAUCUUCCUUCACAUGACAGAUUCCUUUUGGUUUUGCCUCAACUUCUUAGACCCAACCAAGGUGCCAGUAUUUCUUUUAGGUGGACAUCCUAAAGGGGAGUUGAAUUGUGAACUGGUUAUGUGCUUUGAGAAGUUGCUACCACGAAGGCAGCAAUGCAUGCCAACUCUUCACAGAUUAAUUCCCUUCCAACCUGCCAGCACUGAUUCAGACCUUUGAUGUGGUCAUGAAGAAGGAAGUGUUUCCUGAAGGUACAAUUGCUGCAUCCUUCACACAUGCAGAAUAAUGCACCUUCAAUCCAAUUUAAAUGCACUAUAGAGAUGUGCAGAAUACAAAAUCCACUUGCAAACAAUUGUGUAAGUAGAUUGAAAGUGCAUUGUUCUGCAUGUGUGGAAGGGGCCAUGGACCUAAAUGGUACAGCCUUCCUGUUGGCUAUAUGGGAGCAUCAUGAUAUAGAACUGUCUUGAUUAUGAAAUGGCUCAAACUGCAGACUUUGUACUAUUUAACCAUUUCAGACUCUAUACGUUCAAAGCAUAAUGUUCUGCACAAUAUGCCUGGUAUACAUUAUUUUUUUAAAAAACUCCCAUUUAUAAGGACUGUUUAAUAAAAAAAGGGAACAAUUCAGAUAUCACAGCACUAUAAAUUAGAAAUAUAUCCCAAAGAUGAGAUGCUCAGCUGGGGUAAAUCAGCAUAAUUCUACAAAAGCCAAUGGAGCUUUGCAAAUUUACAGCUGCUGGGGAGCUUCCAUAAUGGAAUUUUUAAAGCUAUAAAAUUGGUCUAAGUGAAACAUGAAUCAGGCUCCUGGUAUCAGCAAUAUACUCAUUAUAUAAUGCAAUAACCUCUUUGUAGAUGCAUAGAAUGGAAGAUUAAAGAGGAUGCAAAAUCA
Messenger RNA from Sphaerodactylus townsendi, 8223 nucleotides. RefSeq names its product protocadherin related 15 (gene PCDH15). Gene Ontology annotation, cellular component: stereocilium; cell-cell junction; catenin complex. NCBI's taxonomy places the organism in Eukaryota, Metazoa, Chordata, Lepidosauria, Squamata, Sphaerodactylidae. The transcript has 43 exons. Gene Ontology annotation, biological process: inner ear development; sensory perception of sound; homophilic cell-cell adhesion. The coding region runs from base 970 to 6120 and encodes 1716 amino acids. The record is from RefSeq and is a predicted model, not a curated record. Gene Ontology annotation, molecular function: cadherin binding; calcium ion binding.